Molecule: messenger RNA, 4025 nt
Organism: Geodia barretti
Lineage: Eukaryota; Metazoa; Porifera; Demospongiae; Tetractinellida; Geodiidae
Source: the annotation of a GenBank genome assembly
AGGAGACAGAGAAGAAGAAAUCAAUGGCCAGUGAAAUGACGACCAAACAGCAAUGUGAUGUGAGAGUGGUGGAGGGGGAAGAGGAAGAGAAGGAGGAGGAGGAGGAGGAGGAAGGGAUGGUGUGGAGUGUGUCCUACAGACAGCAUUCGGAGCCAUCCACAGAGACAGAUGGUCCCAGCAUCACUUGCUGCGACAGUUCAGUCCACAGCAGAACCUGUUCCUGUCUCUCUCACGACAGACGGGAGCGGAUUAGGACGCCGAGGGCCGGGACUGUGGAGAAACUGGUGGAGUAUCUAGCUCCUUACAGGACGGAAUGUAGACGUGUCCUACAGGACAUGCUUCCUGUCAACCUAUCGUACUUUCAUGACGGCAGGCAGACUCAUAGAGCUAUUGAAAGAGAGGUUAACUGCCAUGACACCGGUUCCAUCUGAUACUGCACAGGAGGCCGCCGAGAAAGCCACAGUUCAAAAGUCUGUCGUCUCAUUCAUUCGGCAGUGGUUGGAGACGCAGCGGCUGGAUUUCUACUCUCCCCCGUCCCACCCUGUCCUCCGCGACCUGGAGUCGCUGGCUGCGGUGUGGGGGGAGGGGCUCGCCCACACCCUGGCCGACACCAGGAAGGAUAUUAAGAGGAAAACCCUUUCAUUAGACGGAGACAAGUUGCUGGGGGAUGUGAACCCAUCGUGUAAGAGUAAUGGAAGAAAAACAUGUAUGGCCUCAUUAUGUUGUAUAAUUAACACGAUAAUUAUAGCACAGUAUAAUUACUAAAAUUUUGUUUCUGCAAAUAAACAUGGUAAUUAAGUGUCCUGUGUUCCUGCAGUGUGGCUGGGGUCGGCAGGUGGAGGUCAGCAGUUUUCUCUGUUCUCCCUGCCAGCCAUGGAGUUUGUUCAUUGUCUCACCUCCGAGGACAAGUAUAUCUUCACGAGUGUGGUCCCUCACGAGUGUCUGGGGUAUGCGAGGUCUCCUCGUUCAGCACAUGCCCCUACCAUUAGAGCUGCAAUCAAUCACUUCAACAGGGUUUCACUGGUAACUAUGGCAACGGUGCUGGGAAGCGAGGGUGGACCAGAGGAAAGGGGGCGUGUCAUUGGUCGUUGGGUGGAGAUUGCGCAACACUGUCGCCAAGUGAAGAAUUUUAGUUCCCUGCUGGCAGUGUUGAGUGGUCUUCAGUCUGGCCCGGUGUUCAGGUUGAAGAAAGCCUGGGAGAAUGUGUCCAGAGAGAAGAUGGUUCUGUUAGAGGAGCUGGCCCAACUCUUUGCAGCCACUGACAACUUCUACCUCAGUAGAGACCUUCUCUUCAGGGAAGGAACCUCAAAACACGUGGAGAUGAAUGGGAGAAGAAAGAGACCUCACUCGCAGGGGAAGGCGAUGGGAGUCAUUCCCUACCUAGGGACCUUCCUCACUGAUCUCACCAUGACAAACACUGCAUUUCCUGAUACCAUUCACUCCAAGUCAGGGGCUGGUAGGGAGGUGGGAUUGGUAAAUUUCGACAAGAGAAGGAAAGAGUUUCACAUUCUGGCUCAGCUGGGUCUGUACCAGAAGUCAGCCUCUCUCUACUCCUUCCCUCACAGUCCCAGCCUCGUCCACUGGCUCUCCUCACACCCCACACUCUCACUUCAACAGAGCCAUGAGCUAUCUCUGGCCCUGGAGCCAGACCAAACCCCUCUCCUCCUCCACCCUCCACCUCCUAGCACUGAGCUCUCCCCAAGACACACCAUCAGGAGAGCUCUCAGGGUAGUGUUCAGGGCUGCAGUUGGUGACUCCUCACAGUUUGCCAAAUUCUUCACAUCUGGAGCAGCUGAGUCUCCAGUCACUGAGGUGAGCGGAGAAAAAUCAUGUCAUCUACCCUCCAAUCUGAGACAUGGCCAGAGCAGUAUCUCCACCACCCAGUCCUCCUCCUCCUCCUCCCCCACCUCGAGGAGGGUGAGGGUGGCUGUGGAGGAUAGCUCCGUUUGUCUCUAUCGCACCAUCUCAGUCUCUGAGUCCGACAGAGCUGGUGCUGUCGUCAAGGAGGCCAUGAAGAAACACGGAAUUAAGGAGAUCCCUCUCAUUAUCACUUGCAGUUGGCCAGUCGUCUUAACAAACGCAGCAGGCUGUCUUGUGAUGCCAACGUCUUUUAUGCUCUUGGAGACACUUCAAUAUUGAUAUUGUGCAAUAAUAAUCACAUGGGAACAUAACUAAAAUUCACUUUCACAACUAGCAUUCACUUCCAGCUUUGAACAAUAAAAUAUUGUCGUUGGAAAAUUAACCGCAACGCCCACGAAUAAUCAUUACAUUGCGUCUGGAGCGUCGUCUGGAGCGAGGGAAGAUGGUGUCUAAUUUAUUAGCUGGAAAGAAGGAGAGGGUAGCUCAGUAGUAUGCCUGGCUACAGAGACGUGACUCCUGUGGAGCCACUGAAGCCUGGGCUGUUAUGUUCUGAGUGCAACUUACUGCUGAAAGAGCCCGUGCAGACGGGGGAGGGAGAUCGCCUCUGUCGCUCCUGCUACGAUGAUAUCAAAAAGAACGGAGUCUCCCAGAAUGGCAUAAAACUCGGAGAGGAACCGUGUUAUCCUGACCGAGCCGUGGGUAAAGAGAUAACGCAACUCAAAGUAAGGUGUGCUAACUACUCAAGCGGGUGUCCCUGGCAAGGAAAGCUACAAGAGUAUGAAGAUCAUGAUUGUCAGCAUAAGCCUCAAUUGUGCCCCAACGAAGGCUGCGGGGAGAUGAUCUCCAAGCCCGAGUUCAAGACCCAUUGGACUAAGAGAUGCAACUAUAGAAAUGUAAAUUGCAAACACUGCAAGGAAAAGAUGAUUGCUAAAGACCUGGAGGCUCAUUAUGUGAGGUGCCCGGAAUAUCCAGUGAAGUGCGAGAGAUGCUCGCAAUCUGUCAAGAAAAGUGGCCUUGAAGAUCACGUUGCAAACCACUGUCAAUUUGUUGAAUGCUCUUGUGGGGACAUUGUGAAGCGGAAGAACUGGGAAACUCAUUUCAGGGAAGAUGGGGCACUGUUCAAGCAUAUGAGCUCCUUACAGCACCUCCUUAGAUCUUUACACAGCUCACAUAGACAACUCUAUUCCAAGUUGGACGAGAAACAGAAAUUAAUGGAAGUAGAAACCACUGCUACUGGAGAACUGUCGAGAGUAGAGACUGAACUAAAGGCUUUUCAAAGUCAGUAUGAAAACCGCCUUACAAUACUACAAAAGAAGCUCGGUGCAUUAGAUACCGUGAGAGGAGACAUUGAUUCCGUACGCCGUGACUGUUCUAAGCUGACGGAUACAAGUAAGACCAUGGGAGGGAGGCUUGAAGCCCAGGAAGACAAGUUGAAACAAGUGCAGGGUCAGGUGGUUACAUCGAAGGGUAGACCAAGUUCUGGGGCAUCUCGGUACGGCGACAGUUUUCUCCGAUUCCAGGGAUGGCAGUUGUUGAAAGAAAGAUUGAGGAGUUAGAGAGACAGAACACGAUGCUAAAGGUCCACGUAUCAGAGCUUGAGCUCCAACUGCAGGCUUCACUGGCUAGCACUCACAACGGCUCGUUCCUGUGGCGAAUCCCCGACGUUGCCCGGAGAAGGAGAGACGCGAUCGAAGAACGAAUCACGUCGAUAUACAGCCCUCCGUUUUACACCGGGCGGAAUGGGUACAAGAUGUGUAUUAGAGCCUAUCUGAACGGAGAUGGCAUCGGGUUCAAGACACAUCUCUCUCUCUUCUUUGUUCUAAUGCGAGGCGAGUAUGACCCGCUGUUAAAAUGGCCAUUUGAGCACAAGGUCUCACUAAUACUAGUGGACCAGGACCACAGAAAACAUAUUGUCCAGACAUUCAAACCAACUCCAGAGAGCAGCUCCUUCAAACGGCCAACUUCAGAUAUGAAUGUCGCGUCUGGAUGCCCGCAAUUUUCCAAGAGUGAUGUACUAGACGAAAAUAAUUACGUAAAGAGUGAUAUUAUGUACAUCAAGUGUAUUGUUGACGUAUCUCGCAUUUUUCACCCCUGAGUGUAUUGUGAUGACUAUUUUCCUUCGUGUGAGUGGUCACUGACUUCACAUGUGCCCCCUGUAAAGCUUC